Messenger RNA from Colletotrichum scovillei, 2964 nucleotides. RefSeq lists its product as uncharacterized. The transcript has 3 exons. The record is from RefSeq and is a predicted model, not a curated record. Gene Ontology annotation, biological process: amino acid activation for nonribosomal peptide biosynthetic process; secondary metabolite biosynthetic process. Bases 1 to 2964 code for a protein of 987 amino acids. Gene Ontology annotation, molecular function: phosphopantetheine binding. NCBI's taxonomy places the organism in Eukaryota, Fungi, Ascomycota, Sordariomycetes, Glomerellales, Glomerellaceae. Gene Ontology annotation, cellular component: cytoplasm.
AUGUCUCUUGAGGAGGAGCUGAAGAUCCGCCACGAUUGCCGGCCUGGACUUUCCCUCGCUGACUUUGAAUUCGGGUCGGUACAUCAGCUCUUCCGUCGUCAGGCUAACAGAACACCAAAUCUUCCUGCAAUCGAGGGCACCGGAGAAUACGUGCUAACGUACCGCGAACUGGACUUCAUGUCUGACCUGAUGGCCACAGACCUGGGCCUUCGACUUUCGGGUGUGGCCUCGUAUCCGCUCGACACCGGCUUGGUUAUGGACUGCGGCGUUGUCAUAGGAAUCAUGAUGGAGAGAUCACCUGCUAUCGUGGCUGCAGUUUUGUCGUGCUGGAAAGCUGGAUUUGCCGUUGUUCUAGUUGAUCCCAACCAGCCCAAGUCAAGGAAUGGUCACAUCAUUGAGGACUGCGGUUGCAGUCUCCUGAUCGUGGACAAGUCGCAACGCUACGGCGCCACGGAAAUGAACUCUCACUAUCUGCCUUUUCAUGACGAGCCUACCGGAACUCUGCCGCCCUAUCAUUCACUUCCAAACUCUGAUUACUCUCUCUACAUCCUUCGACCGGGUACUAUGGAGCUCUGCCCGCUUUACAUUCCAGGAGAAAUAUGUCUCAGCUCAACAUGGAUGAGUUCGGGGUAUAUUAACAGACCCGGUGCAACCUCACAGGUCUUUGCGCCUCAUCCAUUCCCAGGAGACGCCGGUCACACCUAUAUCUACAGAACUGGAGACAUGGGCAUGUUUGUUGGUGACCAAGCCUUCGUCUUACUAGGCCGAGUUGACUUUCAAUUCAAGAUAGACGGUAACCGCGUACAGCCGGAGGAGAUCGAGUACAUCAUCAGCCAGUUACCGCACGUGAUCAGGUGCAGAGUCAUACUUAUCGAGCCGUCUGUAGGACGUCCGGUCAUUACGUGCUGUGUGGUUCUGGCUGAUAUCCUGACCGCCGAUACUGAUGCCGAUAGCUUCUGGGCAGACUUCAUUUCCAAGGCCGAAGUGGCUUGUUCUGAUCAUUUACCGGCAUACAUGAAGCCACAUAGAUGGCUGCGCUUUGACAAGUUCCCCGAAACUCCCACGGCAAAGACAGACACAGCCGCUUUGACCAGGGCUGCUAAGAGUAUCAUCGACAACGGAAGCCUGGUCAUGACAGAUGGUCAUCAGCAAGAGGAUUCAAAAUUCAUCCUUGGCAACGGCAAAAUCUUUCUGGACUUGGCCACAGAAAUCCUGGCUGGCUCAGACUUUGAUGCAAUCUCCCUGGAAGACUCUCAAAGUAUUCAGGCUCGGUCUUUCAUCGAAAAUGGAGGCACGUCCUUGCUGUCUCUCCAACUUAGGGCGCAACUGCGUAAACGAGAGAUAGAUCUACCCAUGGCGACGCUCUACAGUACGCGAAGUCUUGCAGACGUGGCUUUAACGCUCUCUGCUAAGGAUGAAGACGCCUUUGAAGCGGCCUUAGUCAAAUCCGUCAAACCAGUUCCAAGCGCAACAAACGGCCUGCUGCGGAGAAUGGCCUUGGAUACCAAGUGCGGUUUUGAGAGCUUCGAAGCCGUAUUUCCGAGCACUAUCCUCCAACGAGAGAUGUUCAUAACCAGCAUGCUGGAACCCAAAUCAUGGAUGUUCUAUCAGUUCUUCGACCUCUCUCAGUCCGACUGCACCGAGGCCCAACUUCUCGAAGGAAUCCGCCUACUGGUGUCGAAGAAGCAGAAUUUAAGGACCGUCUUUUCUCUUCUAGAUGUGUCGGUCAACCCAAAGACAGUCGAAACCCCUGACAGCGCCUUCGACCUGAUCAAGAAUGCCGAAUUCGUGCAGGCUGUGCUCAAGCCAUCCGAGUUGGAGAUUGACCUCUCCCAGAACACCGAGAUCGUAGACCCCGACAUUCAUCGCAUCAAAGAUUCGAUGAGACCCUGGUCAUUCCUUCGACCGCUCUGGAGAGUAGCAUUCUUGUCGAAGCCGCGGCUUCUCGCAUGGACUUUUCACCACUCAAUUGUCGACGCAUGGGUGGCACGUAACAUUGCAGAAGACCUUCACGCAAUUCUUGCGUCCAUAAUCCAGAGAGACAGCUGCCAGGGAGGAUGGCAGCGCUUCUUGACCGAGGCGUGCGAGAAUGCGGCGAGGCCGUCAAUGGAGCAGUGGGCGCUGAAAACAUACGGCGUUGAUGGCUUAGGCAGUUCCCCAGAUUCUGUCUUACAGAAGCACAUGAGAAUCUGGGAAGACUUCAUGACCGGGGCACGAGCGACUCCGAUACCUGAUGAAGGAAAGCUUCCCCCUCAAGCCCUUCCAGCCCCUCCUCUCUUCAAAAGAAUUAAUUCCCUCCCGUAUGGCAACUGGUGCCGGAGUCACCACAUCACACCUGCUGCGCUGAUCCACGCCGCAACCUCUCUGACAAUAGCCCGUCUAUUGAAAUGGUGGCAACCAGGAGGGCCGCAAGAAAUGCCGGAAGAAGUGGUUUACUAUCGACUCAGUGCCAACCGCGCCGACAUCGAGGACGCAUCUGAGAUGGAGGGGGCUCUAAUAUCCAUCAGUCCUAUCCGAGUCCCUGUCCCCGCCGAGGCCGACAUCGUGGACAUCUCGCGGCGCGCCUUUAGCAACUGGCUGGCGACACAAGAAUCGGAUCCGUAUUACCAGGACGGGUAUCUCGUUGCCACGGGUCCCGAGGCGACGGCGAGGCAGCGGCGUUGGGGUAACGUGCUUCUCAAUCAUAUUGUCAAUCAAGAAGAAGAAGAAGGGCAGUCUGCGGCCGCUCUGCGGGGAGUUGUCGAGGAUCGAUGCGGUUAUGCGAUGGUCUGGCCGUUCGCGGCGUUGGAGAUGACGGUCGUAGAGACAAAUUCUUCAAAGGCUGACAGUCUCCAGUUGUGUAUUCUUUCCACACUGAAACAACGGGAUACUGAGGAGUUUAUGGAUAUAUUUGCUAGGAUUCUCGAAGGAGCAGUAAGGUCUCAUGGGGUUUCAAGUGCUAAAGAGAUUGUUCGGCAGGUUUGA